GCGUGUGUGUGCUCUGUACAGCGCGGAACCCGGGGAAGAGGCAGCGCGGUUCUUUUUGGCUUUUGCGGUAUAUAUCGCUCAUCGGGAGGAUACAGUUUUUUUUGUUUUUGUUUUUUUUCCCCCAAGCAAAAGGGUGAGAAGAAGAGCAAGUUGCUGCGGAGUGCGCCCGAGGAUGAGAAGCCCGCUCGAGUGAUCGGUGCUGCGCGCAAGCUCGGGAUCGGCUUUACCCCUUCUCGCAUCGAACAGGGAGUGACAGGAGCCCAUAGACGUCAUGCGCGGUACACUGCACCUGCUGUGCGUCCUCGGGACCAUAGCGUUCCUCCAAACGGCCGAGUGUGGCUUCCACGACAACGAAGUUUACGACUACCCUCACAGCGAUGGCAGGAAAAUCAGGCAACAAGGCUCGGGAUCCUUCGUGUGUACAAAAGAGGGCUUCCACCCGGACCCGAGCGACUGCCGGAAGUUCUACAGAUGCGUCGACUUUGGCAACGCCAGUCCGUUGACAAUGUUCUCGUUCGAGUGCGGCGAGAACACGGUGUUCUCCCCGUCGAACGGCAACGUUUGCGUCCACCCCAAUUACAGCGGCCGGCCCGAGUGCUGCGAGCCGGGCAACGAGAUCGACCACGGCGACACCGGCGGGUGGGAUCCGCAGCAGCAGCAGAAACCCGAGUACCCGUCGCAAACGCAGAGUCCGACGUUACCGACCCCGCACCCCAGCUCUCCGGUCCAGCCUCAGAGACCCCAAGGUCCGAGUCGUCCGGCUACGCCACAGAGACCUCAGGCCCCGAAUCGUCCGUACAGCCCGCAGAGACCUCAAAGUCCCCAGAGACCCUCUUACCCGGCUCAUAACCCUGGCUACCCAUAUCCACCGCCAAGACCUCAGCCUACAUUUGAACCGCCGAGGACUCAGAGACCCCAAGGGACGUCUCAACCUCAGUACCCAGGCACGUCGUCACAGCCGCAAGGUCCUAAGACCCCAAGUCCUGUGGAUCAGUCGCAGAGGCCGGAGAAGCCACCGAGUUGCGCGGGCUCGGGUGGAGCUUGUGGGAAUUCGCCGGGUUGCGCGGAAGAGGGAUUCUUUGCGAAUCCGGACGAUUGCCAUAAGUUCUACAGGUGCGUCGGUGACGGCUCGCGGUUGCAGAGACACGACUUUACUUGUGGCUCCGGAACAGCUUGGGAUCAGAGUUUACAGACGUGCAAUCACGAGAGCAGUGUGCCAGGAUGUGGAUCUGGAAAUCAGCCAUCGGUGGACUCGUCCCAACCGAGCCAGCCAUCGAAACCAAUGUAUCCUCCGUCCCGACCCACACAACCACCGACGCAGGCCACUUCGCAACCACCAAAUCCUCCAUCGCAAGCGCCAACACGGCCGACAACACAGUCACCACCUACUCAGAGCACCAAAGGCCCUGCAUACAUUCCACCUACAGCACCAAGUAGACCGGGAAAUUGGCCUCCAUCGGCAGGCAGACCGUCACCUCCUUCUGGUGGUAAUGGUCAGACUGGAGCAGCUGGAACUGGUGGAAGGCCGUGUCCACCGACCGGCUCAAAUGGCUGCACUGAAGCGGGUUUCCACCCCAAUCCUGAAAAUUGUCACAAAUUUUACCGAUGUGUCGAUGAAAACGGCUCAUUGCGUAAAUACGACUUCGAGUGUGGAGCAGGAACUGCUUGGGAUCAGCAAUUGCAAACGUGCAACUACGAAAGUGCCGUGCCAAGUUGCGGUGGUGCAGGACAGUUACCACAGACUGAUUCAUCUGCCGGAGGUCAGAGACCGAGCACUGGAGCUGGUCCACAAACAGAGCAGCCCAGCACUACCACAACUCCUGGAGUUCAGCAGCCAGGACCUUCUACGCAACCUGGAAAUGAACAAACCUCAUCACCAGGCGCUUCCCCUACUCCUCCAGUUACCGAUUCGAGUCAAUCUACUUCGGGACCGAUUAGCACUCAGCCACCCACCGAAUCAACGCCUGCACCUUCAACUCCACAAGUAACGCAGCCUUCGACAGAAACUACUGGUCAAAGCACCACAUCGCCUCAACCUUCGAGUCAACCACCAACUCAACAACCUGGACAGACCACAUCUCCACCAAGUGGUCAAAAGCCUCCCGCUCCGGGCUCUGGUUCUCAACAGAAACCAAGUGGUAGUUGCACAGGAGAAGGAUUCUUCGCCAAUCCUAACGAUUGCCACAAAUUCUAUCGAUGCGUUGGCAAUGCUCCGAGCUUCACCAAAUACGAUUUUGACUGUGCCCCGGGAACAGCUUGGGACCAAUCUCUGCUCACGUGCAACCAUGCUUACCUUGUAGCGUCUUGCGGCUCGUCCCAAAAUGAAAUCAUGCCAGGACAACCAGGUGAACCGGGACAUCCAGGUGAGCCAGGACAACCAGGUGAACCGGGACAACCAGGUGAGCCAGGACAACCAGGUGAACCGGGAAAACCAGGAGAGCCAGGACAACCGGGUCAACCAGGUGAGCCUGGACAACCAGGUGAACCGGGAAAACCAGGAGAGCCAGGACAACCGGGUCAACCAGGUGAGCCAGGACAACCGGGUGAACCGGGAAAACCAGGAGAGCCAGGACAACCGGGUCAACCAGGUGAGCCGGGAAAACCAGGUGAGCCGGGACAACCAGGUCAACCGGGUCAACCAUCAAAACCACCGACUGAAACGUCAUCCUCGCCAGCACCGCAACCCUCAACAUCCCAAAAACCUGAAGAAAACAAAACUGAGGCAACUCCAGCAAGCACAAGUGGAACGUCACCUGCGCCGACGGCAGGUCCUACGUCACCUUCGACACCUCCCACCGACUCUGGGUCCAAUCCAGAUUGCAACCCACCGAAGAAAAACAAUACGAUAGUGUGCAACGAAGCCGGCUUCUACCCCAAUCCUACUCGUUGCGACAAGUUCUAUCGCUGCGUGAACAACGGAAGGGGCUUCAACGUCUUCCACUUCGAUUGUCCCCCAGGCACGAUAUUCGAUCCGAGCAUCGACGUCUGCAACUACCCCGAAUCCGUGUACCCAGCCCGCGACUGUGACAAUGGCCAAGGUGGCGUAUCACCACCGGCAUCCCAACCACCUGCCCCACAACAAUCCACGCAAUCUCCUACGCCUACGCCCAGUAUGUCUCCAGCCACCACGAGCUCCCAGAGCACGACACAGGCCCAAACUACACCCGGCUCGCCCACCCCAAUCCCCGAAGGUACCACGCUACCAUCCACCGAGGGCUCCUCCACCGAGCCCCAAACUUCUGGAACGACGGAAGGUAGCACCGAGGGUACGACGACAAGCCCCGACGCAACCACCUCCCCAAGUACUUCCGAAGGUACGACGACCUCCGAAACCGACUCAACGACGUCGCCCCCGACUUCGGCUGAAACAACGACAGCCGGAAGCACCGAAGCCAUGACAACUGCCGGAAGCACCGAAGCCAUGACAACUGCCGGAAGCACCGAAGCUAUGACAACAGCUGGCAGCACGGAAGCUACCACGCAGCCGUCGAGCUCGGAAAUGACGACGAUGACCACGGCACCGGAGGAACAACAAUCGACGACGGCACCGACGAGCACCGACGCCGCCACGACGACCCCAUCGACGGACAUGAUGACCACGAUGCCGAGCACCAGCGACAAACCACCAACGCCCGACAACUGUCCCGCACCGGCCAAUCUCACGGACGAGCAGAUCAUCCUCGUCUGCCCCACCGGGUUCAAACGGCACCCCAAGCUCUGCAACCUAUUCUACCAGUGCACUCAGGGCGACGCCAUGCAAAUCAAGCUUUUGCUGCUCCAGUGUCCCGAGGGCUUGAUAUUCGACGAAAAGGAGAACAAGUGCCUCGCCGAGGCCGACAGCAGCGAUAAGUGCACGGGGGGAAUAGCCGAUAAACGCACGACCCGCAGGAGCCUCAAGCGCCGAGCCACGUCUCCUGUUGAGGUGACGUCGAAGACCUUGUGCCCGGAAGAGGGCCACUUCCCGCACCGGGACGGCUGCAGCAACAUAUUCUACAAGUGCGAGCGCGACGCCAAUCGAGUGCUCCAGGGCUACCUGUACAAGUGCCCGAAGGACUUUGUGUACUGGUCGGUGUCCAGGCGUUGUGAGCGCGCCGCGAGACUGCCCAUGUGCUCGAGUAUGGCCGAGGACGUUGAGUACGAGAACGACACCUGGGAGAACCGUUGGGAGAUACCGAUCGAGGAUCGCAAUCUGUCCGCGAGGUCGCUCCUCCACGACGAUUGAGCCACUUUUCGUUUUCGGAAAACGAGUGACAGAUGAAGUAUAACAUAUUCAAAAUUUGCUCUUGGGUAAAGAAGGGACGAUUAUACACCUUUUGCUCGAGAGCAGUGGGAUAUGUGUAAUAAAUAAUACUUACAUGCGAUACUGCCGGAAUAUACGUAAAAUGUACAAGAGUAUAUUCUCGAUAUUUGAAAAACGGGGGUGUCGAUCGGUGUAGGAAAACUGCGUUGAAUUGAUUUUUUACCUCAUGUUUUCAAUGCAGGUUUUCU
This is a messenger RNA of Copidosoma floridanum, 4488 nucleotides long. RefSeq lists its product as uncharacterized. NCBI's taxonomy places the organism in Eukaryota, Metazoa, Arthropoda, Insecta, Hymenoptera, Encyrtidae. The record is from RefSeq and is a predicted model, not a curated record. Gene Ontology annotation, cellular component: extracellular region. Gene Ontology annotation, molecular function: chitin binding.